AUGGUCCAGCAAGGGGAGAAACGCCCGUUUGGCUUCCGACUGUCACUUCCGGCGUGUGCCGCCACACUACUACCACCAGCCGAUCGUGUCCUUCCGCGGCGCAUCCUGCAACCGUUGCUGCUGCUGUUGCUGUACUGCAGCGGGUUCGUCGAUGGAAGCUGGUGGCGUAUCGCCGACCUAUCGCUGGAGUCAGCCCACAUCUAUCGGGAUAAUCGCAGUUACGAGCUGUGCGGUGAUACUGCCUUCUUCACGGCGUACCAGCGCGAGUCCUGCUACGAUAAUCCGGAGCUGCUGAAGGUGAUCAUUCAUGCCGCCAACACUGCCAAACAUGAGUGCCAAUCGUACUUCCAGAACAACCGCUGGAAUUGUUCGGCGAAGCGUGGUUCUGGCAUUUUUUACGGAAAUUUUGACGAUAAAGGCAACCGCGAGACGGCCUACCUAAGCGCCAUCAACUCGGCAUCGCUCGCGUGGACAAUCACACGGUUCUGCACCAAGGGCGAACUGUCGUCCUGCCAGUGCGAUCGCAUGCAGAAGAAGAUCCGCAAGAAGCACAGCAAAUGGACGUGGGGUGGCUGCUCCGAGGACAUCCACUACGGCAUCAAGCAGGCGCGCCUGUUCACCGAUCCACAGGAAAACCGCACCACCAGUUUCGGGUUGAUGAACCUGCACAACAACGAGGCCGCACGACGAAUAUUGCGCUCGAAGAUGGAGAAGGUGUGCAAGUGCCACGGGAUGUCCGGUUCGUGCACGACGCGCGUCUGCUGGAGGCGGUUACCCUCGAUGAAGCUGAUCGCCGACACGCUCGGUUCGAUGUUCGAUGCCGCGGCGCAGGUUAAGCCCGCCAAGGGCAUGAUUAGGAAGCUGGAGCGCAAGGAUCCCGAGUACAAGGAAGUGAACAAGUCCGAUCUGGUGUACAUUGCCGAAUCGCCCAACUAUUGCGAGGAAAAUGAGAGCUUGGGCAUCUUCAGCACCCGUGGACGGUUCUGCAAUCGGACGUCGUACGGCAUCGAGGGUUGCCGGUUGUUGUGCUGCGGCCGGGGCUACCAGACGCGCAUCCGCAACGUGGAGGAAAAGUGCAACUGCAAGUUCGUCUGGUGCUGCUCGGUCAAGUGCGAUAAGUGCAGCAUGCGCAAGGACGAACACAUCUGCAAUUGA
Molecule: messenger RNA, 1155 nt
Organism: Anopheles nili
Lineage: Eukaryota; Metazoa; Arthropoda; Insecta; Diptera; Culicidae
Product: protein Wnt-1-like
Exons: 6
Coding region: 1-1155 (384 amino acids)
Biological process (GO): cell fate commitment; neuron differentiation; canonical Wnt signaling pathway
Cellular component (GO): extracellular region
Molecular function (GO): frizzled binding; cytokine activity
Source: RefSeq, a predicted model, not a curated record